CUCGGGGAGUCACCAGCUUUGGGAAGUGUUUUCACGGGUGCGUGUGUGUGUGAAGUAGAUGACGUGGGCGAAUUGCAGCAAACGGUUCCGUGUACGCGAGGAGAGACCAGCACCGGGCGAACGCAGUCAUUUAGAGGAGGGAGGGCACGGAGGAGGAGGAGGAGGAGGCGGAAUGGGGACGGGUGGAGGGGUACUAUACUAGGAGGAGGAAGGAGUGAUCACUACAGCAGGCGAGGUGGGGGGAAGUUAGACGGAUGGAAGGCGCAAUGACACCGGGUCCUGGAAUGUGAAGUGUCGCGUCAAGAGGUCCGGAUCUGGGGGGCUAAAUCGGCUUCAGGGAUGUAGUCGAAGCGGUUCCGGAGCUCAUACCACCCGAGCUCGGCAUCAUGAAGAAACACUCGGCUAGGGUCGCCCCGCUGUCCGCUUGCAACAGUCCGGUGCUCACCCUCACCAAAGUGGAAGAGGAAGAGCGACCCAGGGACCACGUGGCGCACAGCGGCCCAGAUGUACAGCCGGCGGCGGGCGCGGCCGGUCCGGAAUCGAGCUCCACCAGGCGGAAGCUGCACUGCUGCAUCCGGAUCACGGCGGUGCAGGCGCGGAAGGCCCUGUGGGGGGUCGCCAUGUUGAUUUGCGUCUGCUCGUCAUGGGCAGGCUCCACCCAGCUGGCCAAGGUGACCUUCAAGCACUUUGACGCCCCUUUCACCCUCACUUGGUUCGCCACCACCUGGAACUGCCUCUUUUUCCCGCUCUACUACGUCGGCCACCUGUGCAAGAGUCCAGAAAGGCAAACGGCCAGACAGAGAUUAAGGGAGUGUUGUCGCUUUUUUGGGGACGACGGGCUGACCCCCAAGGUGUUCUUCACCAAGGUGGCCCCCUUUGGCCUGCUGUGGAUCCUCACCAACUACUUGUACCUGCAGGCCCUCAGGAAGAUCAACACAACAGACGUGUCGGCGCUCUUUUGUUGUAACAAGGCCUUUGUCUUCCUGCUCUCCUGGAUUGUCCUGCGAGACCGCUUCAUGGGCAUCAGGAUAGUGGCGGCCAUCUUGGCCAUUGCAGGCAUCGUCAUGAUGACCUACGCCGAUGGCUUUCACAGUCACUCGGUCAUUGGCAUCGCUCUAGUUGUUACUUCAGCGUCCAUGUCUGCACUAUACAAGGUUCUCUUUAAGAUGGUCCUAGGCAGUGCCAAAUUCGGGGAGGCUGCACUUUUUCUGACCAUUGUGGGAGGUGCCAACUUUGUUUUUAUCAGCAUUGUGCCCGUCGUCCUAUAUUUGACUGGAGUGGAGUACAUAGAAUCUCCUGGUGACAUUCCCUGGGGUUACCUGUGUGGGGUUGCAGCCCUACUUUUUGCUUUCAACAUCCUGGUCAACUUUGGCAUUGCCAUAACAUAUCCAACUUCAAUCUCCCUGGGCAUCGUCUUAAGUGUUCCUGUCAAUGCCAUGGUGGACUUCUACUCAUGUGAGAUUAAUUUCAACACCGUGCGCCUCAUCGCCGUCUCCAUCAUCUGUCUGGGCUUUCUCAUGCUGCUCCUUCCAGAGGACUGGGACCAGUGCAUUAUCCGCCUCAGCACCAAACUACGUAAACGUGACGAGCCGGCAGAGGGCGCAGCCCAAGCGGGGGCCUCCACAGCGCUCAACUGGAGAGGCCGAACCAGGACCUCCAUGUCCACAUUUUCACACUGACUGGUACCUUGUAGUCUGAGUCACAAUGAGUGGGACGUUUUAAUGGCCUCCAUUGCUGCAGUGUCCUUUGAUGUGAACUUUCAUCUGUAAAAUGUGGACCAGUAAGAGAGAUUGCCAUUGACUACCAUCAUUGAGUUGAUGCAUGGACACAAAUCAGAUGUUCCCUCCUUACUUAAAUAUAAUCAGGUAUUACAAAGUUACAGCUGUACCUGUCAUCAAUUUUUCCAAUGCUCACCACCUGCUUCGCCUGGGAAUACUUCUUAACUUUAUUGGAGAAGAUCUUCAGGACCAUGUGGACUUGGCUGGCCUGAGGACAAAACACAUGCUCAACAAUCCAAAGAAUGCCUACAAAUGCUGAAUACUUGCAAAAUAAUGGGAGGCAGCGAGUGGCAUCGCUUGAGAUGUCAUUACAGAUUCCUUCCUCCUUUGCACUGUAUAUAAGAGCUCGAAGUUCACACCUAGCGACACGAUGUGCUCCUGUGGUGUGAACAGGCCCGUGUGACAUGCGAAGCUCAGCGUGAGCUCAAAAUGCCGUUACUGCACCUCGUGCCGUCCGAAGCCUUUUUUUUUUUGGAGCACUCCGAUUGGCCCCCUGCAUUCAUGUGCGCUCCCGGGGCUAGGCUGGAACUACUGUCAAAGUGGAAGUGGCAACACCUGCCGCUCUGGCUGCCAGUCUAGUCGAGAGCUCUGAAAAGUAAAAUGUGCAAUGCAUGAUUAGCCUGGAUUGUCAUGAAGAGCAAUCGCUUUCAAUUCAGCCAACUUGCUUAAGGUUUUAGUAGUUUAAGUAUUGUGACCUUUGGUUGAAAGCAAUUAGAGUCACUGUGAACGGAAGUACAUUGAGCCCCCCCUCCUCCCCUUUGGAUUUCUCUCAUUUACGUAACAUUCACAAUUAAGUUAUGAGGAGCAGAUUUCAACUACUAUCUCCACUAUCUCAUUUUUGUAUGCAAUUGAUACGUUUUCUACUUUUUCACUUACUGGACACUUCAUUAGGUACACAAUCUAAUAAGAUCCAAUCUAGGGGUUAUAUUAAAGUUUGACAUUACCAAAGAGCUAUCAAAAAUGUUUAGUAUCGUGGUUGGAAUUUGCAGUGGUGUAAAACUACAUCUUUAUCAUUUUUAAGGAGUAUGACUAUCAUCUUUGAAAGGCAGAAUUGCUGCGUUCCCUUGGGUAAUGUCUGGGAGCAUGAAUCUAUUCAAAUAUAGAGUGUACCAAGCAUCUCUUUGGUGAUAGGUGAUUUAGGUGAGGCCUUGUUUCUUUAUCAUUUUUAAUACAUGUGUGCGUGCGUGUGUAUAUAAUAUAGUUUUUAACAAAAAAAAAUAUUAAAACACUAACAUCUAAUCAAGGGGAAGCGAAAAUUUGAAGACUUAACUGUAAUUGAAGACGCCUUUUGCAUUGGAUCUAAUUCGAUGGUGUGUACCUCAUGCUGUGGCUGGUGGUCGUUGCUUGGAGACACGAGCUAUUUUUUUGUUGUUCUUUACUGUAUUUAUGAUACUUGAGGCAAGUUACCAGCGCAGAUGAAGCUGAGCCUUGAAUGAAGAGCUGGAAACUGCCUUGUUGUGAAUGUAUGAACAUCACUACGUGCAAUCUGCUAUUUACGGACUUCUACAGACAAGCAAUCAUCUGCAUUUUUUCUUUCUGUUUGACACCUCAUAACAUACCUUUCAUAUUUUCUUACAUCUGACUGCUGUUGAGACAGGGCAGGCUGAUGAUGACAUCACAGUUAUCAAGACCAUUUCACUGCCUUCUUUUUGUUUUCACUGCAGUAUACAUGAGCUCUGCUUCCCAUUGUCAUCCCAAUGACAAUAAACAAGAAUAUUGUAUUCCUCUGGAAUUAUUGCUAGACAUAAAUGUAAACCUUUGUAAGGAAUGACGAUUUUAUACACUAAGAUGCAACAUACUGUAUGAUUAUCACAUUUGAGGAAGGAGUAUGGAAAGUGUCAUUAUUAAAUGAUGGGUUUAUUUGAUCUGGUGGUGGUGGGAAGGGGCAGGGUCUUCAAGUAUAUUCGCAUAUACUGUACUUCAUAAAAGAUUACUUUUCAAAACA
This is a messenger RNA of Hippocampus zosterae (dwarf seahorse), 3723 nucleotides long. RefSeq names its product solute carrier family 35 member F3b (gene slc35f3b). Gene Ontology annotation, cellular component: membrane. The coding region runs from base 387 to 1679 and encodes 430 amino acids. The record is from RefSeq and is a predicted model, not a curated record. The transcript has 7 exons. NCBI's taxonomy places the organism in Eukaryota, Metazoa, Chordata, Actinopteri, Syngnathiformes, Syngnathidae.